Messenger RNA from Cottoperca gobio, 1638 nucleotides. It is a transcript of the gene ube2g1b, whose product is annotated as ubiquitin-conjugating enzyme E2G 1b (UBC7 homolog, yeast). The record is from RefSeq and is a predicted model, not a curated record. The transcript is spliced from 6 exons. NCBI's taxonomy places the organism in Eukaryota, Metazoa, Chordata, Actinopteri, Perciformes, Bovichtidae. Bases 337 to 846 code for a protein of 169 amino acids.
GAAAAUCAACAGUGCUUUAUUGCAGCCAUGGCCCUACGUUUGAUAUUAACUUCAAUUUAAUUGGUGGACCUAUUUGGGGGCAGUACAAAGCCUAAAAGAAAGGCUUGCCUGAGAGGUUUUUCUGAGGGAAAAGUUCUACUGGCUUUCUCUCACCAUUUUUUUUUAUUUCGUUUUCGACUCAUGUUGUUGGUCUUGUCAGACAGACAGGACAAAACGUGGACAGUGUGCUUUAGCGACAUCCUCUGCCUAAUGUUUAAUUUAACCGUGUUGACAGUUCGACAGUUAGUUGGCGUUAAUUAAUACAAAUAACGGAGUUAAGAAAUAUUUAGCUAUAAAAUGACGGAACAGUCCUCGUUGCUACUACGUAAACAAUUAGCAGAACUCAACAAGAAUCCAGUGGAAGGCUUUUCUGCUGGCCUGGUAGAUGAUGAUGACAUCUAUCAGUGGGAAGUGGUGGUCAUUGGACCUCAAGACACAUUAUUCGAAGGAGGUUUCUUCAAAGCCACCUUAACCUUCCCCCGCGACUAUCCUUUGAGGCCUCCCAAGUUGAAGUUCGUCACAGAAAUCUGGCAUCCAAAUGUGGCAAAAAAUGGCGACGUCUGCAUUUCCAUCCUGCAUGAACCUGGCGAGGACAAGUAUGGUUAUGAGAAGCCUGAGGAGCGCUGGCUGCCAAUCCAUACAGUAGAGACCAUCAUGAUCAGUGUUAUCUCCAUGCUGGCAGACCCCAAUGGAGACUCUGCUGCCAAUGUAGAUGCAGCUAAGGAGUGGCGGGACGAUCCUAAAGGAGUUUUCAAGAAAAAGGUGGCGCGCUGUGUGCGGAGGAGUCAAGACAUGGCUUAUGACUAAGGCCUUACCCCAGCCAUUAACACAAUUGGAACUGCACAGGGGAUUUGACAGCUGGUUACACUUAAGUCGGCUAGAUGACCAUGGGGCACAACUGUCAUCAACUAGCCACUCAAACAAAGACUCGCAGGAAAAGAAAAUUUAAAAACCUGUAUUUCUCUAUUGAUUUGUAUCUUGCAGUUUGAAGGUUGAUAUUUAUGAAUUUUGCUGAAUGGCCGUGGCAUUCAUGCUGCCAAAAGUUCCAUUUUCCACCAUCAGAUGCACAAGACGGUUUCUGGUCGAGCAGGAUUUCACUCACAGGAAGAUGAAAUUUACAGCCCAAUACUUUCUCUGUUAUGUACAUACUCAUCAGAUUUUUUUUAGGAGAAAUCCCCUUCGAUAAAUGUUCCAAUUUGUUAAAAUGAGUUUACUUUAUAUUUACCUAUUUAUUUAGAGUGACUGUUUUAAGAUGCAUAUUGUCUGUUAUGGAGUUUUUUGUUUAUUUUCAACCUGCCCCACUGAGCCAUCCAGUCUACAGUUAUCUCAUCAAUUAUGCAAUUUUGCAGCAUUUGCAGUCAUUAAAAAGAUGGAAAUACAGACAAUGGCUCUCAUUUCCCUGCAAGUGUUCUGCAGAGAAAGUGGUCCUUUUCUCCCUGAGGGGCGAACUUAUCACCCAGCGCUGCCUUAACUUUGACUGCCAGCGAAGGAAACUUAUCUCCAUUAAGGACUGCAUCUGAAAGCUUGUUUUGAAUCCAGAAAAAAAAAUCAUUGUGGACAAACCAAAGAGAGUACACCAAUAAAUAUAUUUUUAAUGAA